Molecule: messenger RNA, 1030 nt
Organism: Aspergillus uvarum CBS 121591
Lineage: Eukaryota; Fungi; Ascomycota; Eurotiomycetes; Eurotiales; Aspergillaceae
Product: uroporphyrinogen-III synthase HEM4
Exons: 3
Coding region: 17-1030 (337 amino acids)
Biological process (GO): uroporphyrinogen III biosynthetic process
Molecular function (GO): uroporphyrinogen-III synthase activity
Source: RefSeq, a predicted model, not a curated record
GAAAAAAACAAAAACAAUGGCCGAGCAAGACCCGCGCAUCCCGAUCCUCCUCCUCAAGACCCGCUCCACCCCGCACGACGGCUACGACGACUUCUUCACGAGCCAAAACUACAGCCCCGCCUUCAUCCCCGUCCUGGAGCACCACUUCCACACGCCCAACCUCCAACGCGUCCACGACCUGCUCGUGUCCGGGGGGCUCAGCGCGGGCCACCCCGCUCAAAGAUACGGCGGCAUCAUCUUCACAAGUCAGCGCGCGGUGGAGGGAUUCGCCCAGGUUCUCGAGGGGAUCGAUGCCCAAGACCCAAAGGAAUUAACCCCCCUAACCCUCCCCCUCUACACCGUCGGCCCCGCAACGCACCGCUCCCUCUCGACCUUGACAACCACCUACCUCCCCAACGCAACGCUGCACGGCCAGGACACCGGCACCGGCGAGGUCCUCGCGCAGUUCAUCCUAUCGCAUUACCCAGCCUACCCUAACAGCACCGAAAACCCAGAUGGGAACCACAACAGCACCAGCACCAGCACAGCAGACCCCCCAGCCCAGACCCAGACCCCGAACCCCAAUGCACACGCAAGAAAACCCCUCCUCUUCCUCGUCGGCGAAACGCGCCGCGACAUCAUCCCCAAGACGCUGAUGGACGCGGCGCUGCGGCCCGAAGCCCGGAUCCCCGUGCACGAGCUGGUGGUCUACGAGACCGGGGUGAUGGCGGGGUUUGAGGAGGCGUUUGGGGAGCGGGUUCGCGCUCUACAGAAAAAACACGACCCGGUCUGGACGGUGGUGUUUUCGCCGACGGGGUGUGAGGCGAUGGUGCGGGUGUUGGAGAACGUGGAUGCUGCUUCGUCGUCAUCGUCGCCCGAUACCAGCAACCGGAAAUUCUUUGUGGCGACUAUUGGUCCCACGACGAGGGAUUAUCUUAGGAAUCGGGUCGGGUUCGAACCGGAUGUCUGUGCGGAGAAGCCUAGUCCUGAGGGGGUUGGGAGGGGGAUCCAGAGGUUUAUGGAGGAGUAUAGGGCAAGGAAUACUGAGUAA